GAGGUAUUAUUCAUGUCUGUGGACACAUUUGUAUGCAGUUACAUAUUAUAGCAAAAUCUCACUCCGAACUCAGUUCAAAACUUGAGAGCCCUGCAGUUUAAUGUAACAGUAAGCUGGCAACUGCAAAUAAUAAAUAAAAUCACGUGUUAUAGGCAAUAGUAAUAUUAAUGUAUUAGCCUACUGUAACUCAACUCGACUACUGUAAUACGACGCAUAUACAAACAAAGUGCAGAAUGUCUAAUAGGAAGAGACGGGCUCUGCUAAAAGGUAUGGUGGAAUUUCGACGAAUGUGCUGACGUGAUCUCUGCUUCAUCUGGGUAAAUGUGCUCGUAACACGCCACAUGCACGCGAUGGGGAACCACAUUGCUUGGGAACCAUUAGCAGUGUGUCACCGGGUUUGGGGUCUGAUUCAAAGCACACAUUAAGUGUUGACAAAUGGCAAUGGAUAGUCGUUAUAGUGUGAAAUCACAAAGCUUUUGGUUAAGCGUUCCUUACCGACAAAGGUGAAUCGGUAAGAAUGCAUUUCAACGUUAAUGAGACUAUCAGCCACUCAUCGUUAACGUUCUCAAUUGGUAAACAAACCUCUUCAUUGAGAGCAUUUUAACAGCUGAAGUAACUUGCAGGACAUUUCGAUAUGAUAUCUCUUUGUAUGAAGCGAUUUCGGAUAUGCUGUGAAACCAGAUCAAUACGAGUACCUUGCAGAGACUUCGUCGGACAAUACAUCGCCAAUCGUUACAAAACAACGGUCUGUCCAAAUGACGAAUCCGAUCCAACCCGAAUGUUACUGGAGCUCUGCGUAGACGGAUUCUAUGUUGCACCUGGCCAGGUGCACACCGACUUAUUUCAGCGGGGAAUGUGCUGUAACUAUGGACCACUGGGAGUGGAACUGAAGAAGAACCUGCUCGAGCAGUGGUGGAGUUCUAUUAAAAGGUCAAGAACGCAAGUGUUUGGCAUUAGCACUUUGACCACCGGGGACGAGAAGUCUGGAGAGGGCAACCCUAGUUUGGACGUUGAACGCCUUAACCAACUUCUUGAUGCAGAUGAGUUUAACAAAGCCCAACGGACUCAGAGGAUACUGAUGCUUCUUCGGCAGUCAACAUCUUUAAGAACGAACCUUCUUCAAGGUGCAUUGGAACAGUACAUCUCUUGGUUGGAGCUGGUGAAAAGGAGGUUGCCGUUUGGCCUAGCUGAGACUGGCCUGAGUUUCCAACCGGAUGGAUCCGGUAGCCGAGCAGAAGCUACCUACGCGUCCCUGGUGUGGUUCUGCUCUCCGCGGAGCUCCUCGCAGUGGCUGGACCACUGGGCACGACUCAGGCUCCAGUGGUGGAGAAAGUUUGCCCUGGCGCCAUCAGAAUUCAGCAGCCGGGACGUCCAAGCGGACGAGCUCCAGGAGGGGGCCUCUCGUGGCGUGAAGAUCGUCUACUCGUUCCCAUGGGGACAGGAGACCCUGGAGAACCUCUGGAGCCUCGGGGAUUCUGAAUUAUUGCAGACACACGGUGGUGUCCGCGCAAAAAUACAGUGUUUUGAUGGCCAGAAGUUGGUAGUACCUCACGUCAUCUCGGUCGUGAGCAACAUGGACCGUAGUAUGAUGGCCUACAUGCACAACUCUCUGCAGCUAAUGAAGAAACACGAUGGCAAGCAGAAACUGUACCGGAGGAAGGUGUUGAAGUUGCAUCCGGUGUUGGCCCCGGUCAAAGUGGCCUUGGACAUGGGCAGGGGAGCUACGCUGGAGCAGAGACAGGUGUGCGACGGCUUGUUGCAGGAGUUCCUGGAUGCUGGGAUCUCUGCAUGGCCAGGAUCUAUAGAUAUAACAUCAUCUGCGGAGAAGCUAAACACCAAGUAUGAUGAGAUGGGCGUCCUCUUCACCAUGGUGAUCGAUGAGAACACCCUGGAGAGCGGGGUGCUGCAGGUGCGAAGCAGAGACACCACCAUCAGGGAGUCCAAACAUAUCUCGGAGGUCAAGGGCUUCCUGCUCCGCUACAUGCGUGCCGCCCAUAACAUGUGAACGACCAGAUCCUACUGGCCAGAAAAGUUGAGACCAAACAGCAAGUUGGAGUGCCAGUGUGGUUUAGUGGCCUAGCAGUAAUAUUUUGUUGACGUUUGUCAUUGAGGAUGUUUUUGAGGAUAACUGUAUUUUCCAUUAAAAAUUAAAUAAAUAAAUAAAGUUUCCUGAGAAAA
Messenger RNA from Gadus macrocephalus (Pacific cod), 2178 nucleotides. It is a transcript of the gene polg2, whose product is annotated as polymerase (DNA directed), gamma 2, accessory subunit. Gene Ontology annotation, biological process: mitochondrial DNA replication. The transcript is spliced from 8 exons. NCBI's taxonomy places the organism in Eukaryota, Metazoa, Chordata, Actinopteri, Gadiformes, Gadidae. The record is from RefSeq and is a predicted model, not a curated record. The coding region runs from base 635 to 2005 and encodes 456 amino acids. Gene Ontology annotation, cellular component: mitochondrion; cytoplasm.